AUUUUAUCAACUACUUUGCAUUUAAGUUCACAAGCGGGCGCUAUCGUAUCCUGUUAUCCAUGUGGAUUAAGUGGCCAGAUAGUAAAUGCAAAAUGAUAUUGCCAAAACUGUAGGAAAUAUUUGUGCAACAGUUGUAUAAGCAGUCACCAAAAGGCCACGCCCACAAGGAAUCAUAUUAUCAAAAAGAAUUUCGAGUUUUCUUCAACUGCUGAUGCAAAUGAUAAAUUACAAAGUUGUUCUACACAUCGAAACGAGGAUGUUAAGUUAUAUUGUCGUGCUCAUGGAUGGCUUGGGUGUGUGAUAUGUAUGACAUUGUCACAUAAACUGUGUGAAAUUGAUUUUAUCCCAGAAGUGUCGGAGCAAUUUUUGAAAGGUGAUGAGUAUUUGAGCUUCGAGACGAAUGUCAGUAAUGUAAAAGAAAGGUGCGCAAUUGGUCUGAGCAAAAUAGAAGCAAAUAUUGUGGAUAUUGAAACAGAAUAUGCAAAUGUUAUUUCUGCAGAUGAGAAUACGAGAAAAGAAAUAAUAGAAGAACUUGAUAAAUUCGAGAAUGAAUUGAAAGAGGAAGUAACAGCAUACAGAAAGAAGAACAUUGAGACAAUGGAGAUGUUAAAGAAAGCUUAUGAAUCAGUUGUAAAGAACAUUGUAGACAUAGAAGCUAAAACAGAAAGGAUUAUUAAAGACAAAAGGUAUAAUUUACUUAUCUGUGAAGUUAAGCAAACCUUUGCUAAGGUUUCGGAGUAUCAGUCACAAAUAUAUAAAUUAUCUACACGACUAUGCAAACAAGAAUGCAACUUUCAAAAGAGCGCCGAAAUAAACACAUUUCUUUCUAAAGAAAGCAUGUUCGGUACGAUGAAUAUUAAAGACAUAGAGCAGGGUCCUUGUGAUGUACCAGAAAGAGUAAGCACACAACCAGUGUGCCACAUCAACAUUAAAGGCAAAGAUGAUAAAAAGACAUGCUAUGCAACAGGACUUGCUUUUAUGUAAGCCGAUCAGUUGGCCAUUGCUGACAAAGCAAACAAAAACAUGAAAAUAGUAGAUGUUAGCUACGACAAAAUUAUUUCUGAAAUCACGUUAUCCUCAAGUCCCCGUGACAUCACAGUCAUACCAUCCAACCAGCUCGCCGUGACAUUGAGGGAUGAAAAGAUAAGCCAGCUACUGUCAACAGCAUCGGGUCUUACAAAAACUGAACAAAUAAAGACAGAUGGAAAAUGCCGAGGCAUUAACUAUGAUAGCGGAAUGUUACUUGUAACUUUUGACAGUAUCAUGCCAAAACUGCAAAUGGUGGAUUUAAAUGGCCAGGUACUUCACUCAUUUGAAGCCUAGUAACUGAACCAAAAUCUAUUUGUUUAAGUCCCGGCCGGAACCAGAUAUACUUUACAGACUAUUCUAAAAUGAGUUUAACUCGCAUAUCAAUAGGCGGAGAAGUUACAGCAGAAUAUAAACUUUCGAAUUUCUUGGGUCUUGCUGUCAGCAGUUUCGGCUCGGUGUACACAUGCGCAAAGAUACAUGAUACGGUACUUCAGCUGUCAGACGACCUAUCAAAAGCUACAACAGUUGUUAAUGACAAAUCUGGUGUUAGAGGUCCUUUAGCUCUUGCAUUAUCAAAGAAAAAGAACAGGCUCUAUGUGAGUUGUGAAAAAGGUGACGAAACAUGCUGCAAUAGUCUGCAUGUAUUUAAAAUCACAUAAUGUUGUCAGAUUCAUAAAAACCGUAUAGUCGUUCUUUUUGCCAAAAUACGUUUUCCUUUAAACUAUAAAGUUCAGCUAGUGCCUCGUUGCAGCUUGCAAAAUGUAAAGUUGUCUCAGAGUCUCAUAUAUGCUUAUUGACAAAAGUUUUAGAACAAUGUAGGCCAAAUUUGUUCUGCGUGAUAAAUUGGUAAAGUAAAAUGUCACUGACUUUUCUUUUUUUCUCUUUAAAUACAUAUUUAAAAAGUGUUUAUGUUAACGGUAUAAUUUCAGUUUAUAGUUUGCUUACAAUAAGGUUUGGUGUUUUAGCACGUUUUCUUUAGUAACAAUGCGAACUAUAAGUCUGUUCAAAGGGAAAAUCAGCUUUGUAUAUUACAAGGGACCUCCCUGGUCUAGUGGAGAAAGUCUUUGAAUCACUUGCCGCUCACCGAUGUAGGCUUGAGUCGAUUCGCCGUAAAACCCAACACACUCACUCACGUCUCAUAUAAAGUAACAUUCUGCAUGUUAUGGAACCAUCAAGCUAGUUUACGGGAGAUCGGUUGGUCUACCCAGGUGCUCACCCUUGAUAAAACGAUGCCCGAAGGCGCAUCUGUUGUCUUCCCCAACAAAAAAGCUGGAUAAAAGCCGAACUACCUGAAUUGGUUCCGUGUGAAUCUAAACCCAGCAUUUUUAUGCAUAUUAUCGUUCUAGUUAUAUAUGAACAUUUGUGCAGAUUUCCUCAUCAAAAACAUCUUAGACCGUACCAUAUUUUCUUUGUUGUUAAUUUAUUUUUACAUUUUAACGUUUUUAAAGAAAGCUAGAGUUGGCGGACAGGGGAGAUGUCCAUUUUGUUUAUUUUGAUUGUCUGUUUACAUGAUUUGAUAAAGGUUAAAGGUCUAUUUUAGUUCUUUUCUAAAAGACAUGCAGUGUCCUGACAUUUGACUACGAUUAUAUACAAUGAGACCUGUAUAAAUAAAAUGUUUGAAAAAUUGCAUCUUCUAAAAUACAUGCAAAUAUGUGCCUGAUUGGCUUUCGUAUAAAUAAAUGAAUACCCUGUGUGUACUGGAACCAUACUGUGAGGUUGAUUGACCCUUUCAAUGAUUUCUUUGACCCCUGCCAAGACAUGCUUUUAGGUAAACCUUAGUAAAAUAUAAUAAUUUUGCAGCGAAUAAUGAAAAUGCAUAAAAGACCCCCUCACUUAAUGCCAGUUUUAUAUAUACACCGCCAUAUAAACACAUGUUAGGAUGUAUCUAAAUUGUUUUAUUUUUUUGAUAGUUGCAUGUAUUUCCACUACCGUCCCUGACUAGGCUCAAUCAAAGCGAGCCUGCAACAUUUUCAUUUUUAUCGUGUUUAAUGACCUAUUAAGCACAUUAUACUUGUUGAAGACAUAAUCAGCCAUUUUUGCGUUAGAAACUGUCAGUUGAAUUGUGUAUUUGAUCUUUACGGCGCACUAACACAGUAUAUGUUAAUUUGUUAAAGAUGUGCCUUUUUAAAUGUCUGUGAGAUACCAUUUGUCAGCUAGCAGAACAAAGGAGUUUGUACGUUGAAAAUUUAUUGUGUAUGUUCUAUUUUCAGCAAACAAUAGAUACAAGGCAAAAAUAUGAAAUAGAGGUUAAGUUCGUUGUUAUUUUGCGGUAUGUAUUUAGAUAUACGUUGUUAUAUGUAUAUUUUUGGUAUAUCUAUAGGCAGACAAAGCA
Mercenaria mercenaria is the source of this 3361-nucleotide messenger RNA. RefSeq lists its product as uncharacterized. Lineage: Eukaryota; Metazoa; Mollusca; Bivalvia; Venerida; Veneridae. The transcript has a single exon. The record is from RefSeq and is a predicted model, not a curated record. Bases 307 to 984 code for a protein of 225 amino acids.